UGUGCACAGAGUCGAGAGAGUCGCGAGAUAUAUUGACGUAAACAUGGCGGUUGCUAGAUGUGUAAAGAAAUUAUACGGUGUCGGGUUUAAUGCAAUUCGUCAAAAUGCUGCUUUAAAGGCCACAACGGUCCUCCAGCAAAGGACAUUCCGGCUCAAUGCAGCUCUAUUCGAUCAGUCCUUUGAUCCUUCAGCAGAUAAGCCUCAGUUUCCUGGGGCCUCAGCUGAGUUUAUUGAUCAUCUUGAGUUUAUCCAGCCCAAUGUGAUCUCGGGAAUCCCUAUCUAUAGAGUGAUGGACAGACAAGGCCAGAUCAUUAACCCUUCCGAGGAUCCUCAGCUUCCCAAGGAGACGGUUUUAAAUUUCUAUCAAAAGAUGACUCUUCUCAACACAAUGGACCGGAUUCUUUACGAGUCUCAGAGGCAGGGCCGUAUUUCAUUCUACAUGACCAAUUAUGGUGAGGAGGGCACACACAUUGGCAGCGCUGCGGCACUUGACCCGAAGGAUUUGGUGUUUGGCCAAUAUCGAGAAGCUGGUGUAUUGAUGUACAGGGGGUUUCCUCUGGAUCUGUUCAUGGCACAGUGCUAUGCCAACGCUGAUGACCUGCACAAGGGCCGGCAGAUGCCUGUUCACUAUGGCAGCAAAGAUCUAAAUUUUGUCUCCAUCUCUUCACCACUGGCCACUCAACUCCCACAAGCGGCCGGGGCAGCAUACGCAUUGAAGAGGGAGAACUUAAACCGAAUUGUGAUCUGUUACUUCGGAGAGGGGGCAGCCAGUGAGGGAGACGCUCACGCCGGAUUUAAUUUCUCAGCCACCCUUGAGUGUCCGCUCAUUUUCUUCUGCCGCAACAAUGGUUACGCCAUCUCCACACCCACCCACGAGCAGUACAGAGGGGAUGGAAUCGCUGCUCGAGGUCCAGGAUAUGGACUCAUGUCGAUCCGUGUGGAUGGUAAUGAUGUUUUUGCUGUGUACAAUGCCACGAAGGAGGCGCGACGUCGAGCAGUGGCUGAAAACCAGCCUUUUCUUAUUGAAGCCAUGACUUACAGGAUCGGACAUCACAGCACCAGCGAUGACAGCUCUGCCUACCGCUCGGUUGAUGAGGUGAGCUAUUGGGAUAAGCAGGACCACCCCAUCUCGCGCCUGAGACACCACAUGACAGCCAAAGGCUGGUGGGGGGAGGACGAAGAGCGGGCAUGGAGGAAACAAUCCCGCAAACUCGUCAUGGAGGCCUUUGAGAAAGCUGAGAAACGGCUGAAACCCAACCCCAACCUGCUCUUCACCGACGUCUACAGCGAGAUGACCCCUAAUUUAAACAAGCAGAAGGAAGCCAUGUGGAGACACUUGCAGCAGUAUAAAGAGCAUUACCCACUUGAUCUCUAUGAGAAAUAAUCCCUGGGUUUUCAAAAGGUCAAUGGACACAUCUGGGAAGUGUCUCCACGUGUGAAUUUUUUUGUUUAGUUUCAGAAAUUUGGGUUGGGUUAGAAAGCACAGACACAGAUGGAUGUAUCUGUUUUUCAUGUUCUCCUUCAUGUUUCCAGCUAGAGACCUCUCCACUUUUAUUUUGUGCCUUGAGAUGCAAAUAAGUGUGAAAAUCAGUAGAAGAUCCUAUGCACAGGUACAGUAUAACUGUAUUGACAGUGUUAUUAAAAUGGUUGUCACAUAUUCUCUUUUUGAUUUAUAUCAGGGUAACAUUCAUUCCUGUGCAAUCUUUCAUUAAUCUCAUGUCAUACUGUGAAGACGUUUAUUACUUUUUUAGUGUAUUUGAAAUGUGGUUCUUCAAAACACUGUAUAACACUAGCAUUCAUUUCUCAGUUUUCCACAAGUAAUAUACGAAUUCUCAAAAGUGAUGUGAUUUGACAAAUGGUUUUGAAAUAUCAAUUUCUUUAUGUAGAUCAGAAAUUCCACUCCAGAUUAAGCUUUUAAACUAUAUGCAUAAUGUUGGACUGACCUGGGGUUAAAAAUGUUUGUUGUCCUGUCGCAGUGAUUUUCCUCCUCUAGAUGAUAUUGAAAAACUGUAGGUAUAAUUCUUUGGUAAUAACGAACAAACUGUUACUGUGUGAGACUCACUCAACUGUUACGUGACAUUACGAUUGCUGUGUUUGAGACUCAUUCUUUAGGGGUUUGUAAAUGGUAUUUUAAACAAUAAAAAUGCUCAUUAAAUGUAA
Messenger RNA from Triplophysa dalaica, 2160 nucleotides. It is a transcript of the gene bckdha, whose product is annotated as branched chain keto acid dehydrogenase E1 subunit alpha. Gene Ontology annotation, biological process: branched-chain amino acid catabolic process. Gene Ontology annotation, molecular function: oxidoreductase activity, acting on the aldehyde or oxo group of donors, disulfide as acceptor. The coding region runs from base 44 to 1384 and encodes 446 amino acids. Lineage: Eukaryota; Metazoa; Chordata; Actinopteri; Cypriniformes; Nemacheilidae. The record is from RefSeq and is a predicted model, not a curated record. The transcript has 8 exons.